ACCCAAUUUCAAUUUUGGUUCACCAUGACCACCACAACUCUGUCUCGGAAACGACCGAGAAAAACCUACCGGAUAGCAAUGGUGUGCGACUUUUUUUAUCCUCGCAUGGGGGGUGUCGAGAUGCACAUAUGGAGUCUGUCGCAGCAUCUGAUUCGACUGGGUCACAAGGUGAUCGUCAUCACCCACUCKUAUGCCGAUCGAAAGGGUGUACGGUACAUGCCGGAGAAUCUGAAGGUCUACUACUGCGUGAGUGAUAAACCAUGAACAUUUAUCAUUGUUGGAGGCUAUCGAACAACUUGAAAUUAAAAAAAUCCAACCGUGAUGUUGGUCAAAUAAAAACRCGCGAUCUUACUGAGAUAUUCUUAUUGUCAAAACGACGGAUGAUUCGUCAUACUCUUCUCGUUCCCCGAAACCGCAAAAUUUCAGCCGUUCAUACCCAUGACGGAUCAGGACAUUCUGCCGACGCUCACGGCGACCUUUCCCCUCUGGCGCAACAUCAUGAUCCGGGAGGGCAUCGAAAUCGUCCACACCCACCAGGCAACGAGYGUMAUGUCCAACGAAAGCGUUGUGUAYGCGUCCGCCAUGGGGCUCAAGAGCGUUUUUACAGACCACUCUCUCUUCCAGUUCGACGACGUGGCCGGGGUGGUUCUGAACCGGGUGCUGGAAACCACCCUCCGACCCACCYUGAACGCGGCCAUCUGUGUCUCGCACGCCUGUCGAGACAACCUCAUCCUCCGGGCCAAGCUGGAUCCGAGCCUCAUCGACGUGAUCCCCAACGCGGUGGAUCCAUCCAAGUUUAUGCCCUGCGAGGCUGGCCAAUCCGGCAAAGGAGCUUGCGGCAGAGAUGGCAGGAUUAAGGUGGUCGUCGUUUCCCGACUGGUCUACCGAAAGGGGGUCGACCUGCUGGUGGGCAUCAUUCCAAGGGUCUGCRAGCUCUUUCCGCAGGUCGAUUUCAUCGUGGGAGGAGACGGCAACAAGCUCCUGGACCUGCAGGAAAUGGUCGAGCGGGAGCGYCUUCAGGACCGCGUUUCCUUCCUGGGGGCCGUCCCGCACAAGGACGUCGCCUCGGUCCUGCGCAGGGGCCACGUCUUUCUCAAUUGUUCCCUCACGGAAUCCUUCUGCAUCGCCAUUCUCGAAGCUGCGAGCUGCGGCCUGCUAGUCGUGUCCACCAACGUCGGUGGUGUCCCGGAGGUGCUGGAACCCGACAUGACUGUCCUCUGCGACCCAAAYGUCGCUUCGCUGGUGAAUGGCGUGAAAGCAGCCAUCGAGCGGCAGCGGGGGGGAUCGUCGGUGUUGCCGCCCCUCGAUCCCUGGGACGCCCACCGCCGCAUMGAGCGCAUGUACAGCUGGCAYCGGGUCGCGGUGCAAACGGAACGUGUAUACGAUCGAAUCRUUCUCGACGAGCCGCUGACCUUUCUCCAGCGGCUACGGAGAUACCAGAUGAUGGGUGGGCUCUCGGGGAUGGUGGUAUGCGCUCUUGUGUUGUAUAUCGAGGUUUGGAUUCGGUUCGUGGAGUGGUGGCAGCCGGUGUCCUCGAUCGACAUCGCAAAGGAUCUGGUGCCGCCGCCGCCCCAAGCCUCGCCGUCUUCSACAACGAAGAAGGRAGCACCAUCGUCGCCGUCAUCCUAGAUCGACAAAGCAUCUUGCUCCCAYAUCCGAAAGGUGGUGAAGCAACGCUUGUUUCUGCAUAUUCCGCAUCAGAGUGAUACCACAUGUUUAUUUUUAAAAGCUCGAUUGAUGCGGGAAAAUAUGGCAUUACAUGUCUGCUAGAACUAAAGUCACUAUUAUACU
This is a messenger RNA of Pseudo-nitzschia multistriata, 1791 nucleotides long. The record is from the annotation of a GenBank genome assembly. Lineage: Eukaryota; Bacillariophyta; Bacillariophyceae; Bacillariales; Bacillariaceae.